Molecule: messenger RNA, 318 nt
Organism: Schistosoma turkestanicum
Lineage: Eukaryota; Metazoa; Platyhelminthes; Trematoda; Strigeidida; Schistosomatidae
Source: the annotation of a GenBank genome assembly
AUGCAUGCUUUCGACGGUCGACCAUCAGUUGCAAUGAUUGGUUUAAGUGAAGGUUAUUACUUUUCAAUACCAUCUAGUUUAUCAAGAAGUAAACAGAAACAAGAAUUAGUCAAAGCUUUACCAUUGGAUCAUAUUCUAGUGGAAACUGAUGCACCUAUUAUGAAUUCAUCUUCAACACAAAGUCGAAACGAACCAGAUGAAGCAAUCAAAGUUUGUGAACACAUUGCAGAAAUCAAGGGGAUCGAUGUUGAAACUGUUUGUCAUAUGACAACUGAGAAUGCAUUCAAACUCUAUGGAUCAUUGAAUGUAAAAUGUUGA